This is a messenger RNA of Pneumocystis carinii B80, 1079 nucleotides long. RefSeq lists its product as hypothetical. Gene Ontology annotation, biological process: mitotic sister chromatid cohesion. Gene Ontology annotation, molecular function: protein-lysine-acetyltransferase activity. Lineage: Eukaryota; Fungi; Ascomycota; Pneumocystomycetes; Pneumocystales; Pneumocystaceae. Gene Ontology annotation, cellular component: chromatin; nucleus. The transcript is spliced from 3 exons. The coding region runs from base 47 to 1033 and encodes 328 amino acids. The record is from RefSeq and is a predicted model, not a curated record.
AGCUUUAUCUAGAUAAACCAUAAAGAUAAGAUUUUUCAAAGAAUUGAUGAGUAAAGAAGUAUUUGAAGUUAUAAACAAUAUAGAUUUUCAGAGACGCCCUUUACGUACAUAUCAAAGACAAAAAACACCAGAUCUUGAGACAAUUGAGGGGAAAAAAAGAGAAAUAAAGACUCCUUUAUCAUUGUGUUUAAAGCGUUAUUAUAAUGAAAAUUUUGAAGUCGAAGAUCCGCGUAAAAUACAUUCUUCUCCAAUUAAAUCAGUCAAUUCAACAGAAAAAAACCGUGUAUAUGAAUGGAAAUUAGGUAAAAAGAAGGAUAAUCAUAAAAAAAGAAAAAUAUUUGAAGCAAAAACGAAAUUUACGCAGCUCUGUUUAGAUUUACUUCCUUCUAGAGUUACAUGUUCUGAAUGUGGAAUGUCAUAUACAAAAGGAUCAGCAGAUGAUGAAACAGUUCAUGUAAAAUUUCAUGCAAAAUCUAUUGGAGGAAUUGAUUACCCGAUUACAAAUUCAAUUAAAGAAAUUUGGAGGGAAAAUUUCACUUCAAAUAAAAUUAUUAUGAUUACUAUGUCUUCACCACUUAGUGAAAUAAAGAAAGCAAAGAAAGUUUUAAGCGUUGUUGAUUUAGAACUUGGAAGUGCAAGUCCGUUUCCUAGUUCUAUGAAUGAACACGAUCAUCUAGCAAAACAAUACAAAUUCUUUCUUUAUUUGAAAGGGAAAAAGUGUAUUGGUCUUAUUUUAGUGGAACCUAUUCAGUCGGCAUAUCCGGUUUAUCCUUCAUCCUCACAAUCAACUUCUAUUACUUUAAAACCGGAGGCUCUAUCAACUUAUAUUAUGGGCGUUUCACGUAUAUGGGUGUGUAGAACUUAUAGAAGAGGAAAAAUUGCUACUUUGUUGCUGGACAUUGCCUGCAAUCAUUUUAUUUAUGGAAUGACUGUUAAAAAACAUGAAGUAGCUUUUAGUCAACCAAGCGAAAGUGGAAAACUAUUUAUUGAGAACUGGGCUGGCAAGAAUUUUAGCGUUUAUAUAGAAAAUUAAGGAACUGAAUUUUUCACGGGUUUAUAGGCAAUAUAGGAGAAUUAUU